AUGGCCGGCCUUCAAAGUGGCAACGUCGACUGUGACAGCCACCUGAAGAAGGCUGGAAGGAGUUUAAUUUUGAGAUCUCGUGUCUCCUUUGAGAAUUUUCUCUUUCCCUAUCAUGUUUUGGGCCGGUUUGGAUGUAGCUGGUCCCGCGAACGUUCUACUUUUUUUGGAACCUGGCAGCGGCCACUGUGCUUGGAGCUGCGCCAGAUAAUUUCAAUCCAGUGGUGGUUGGGUCUUCGAACUUUGCAUUUGCGGUCGGAGAACACCACCAUCGAGAUCGUUAUCGGGGGUCUCGGCUACCAGAAAUUAUGGGACUGGCCUAUCAUUGUGGUUAUUGGAUAUGGUUUCAGUGGCCUUUGUGUGACCGCAGUUCCUACAGUUGCGGUUGCGUACACCGUUGAUACUUACAAAUCCAUAUCAGCGGAAAUGCGGUCGUCGUGA
Molecule: messenger RNA, 438 nt
Organism: Penicillium canariense
Lineage: Eukaryota; Fungi; Ascomycota; Eurotiomycetes; Eurotiales; Aspergillaceae
Product: Major facilitator superfamily domain general substrate transporter
Exons: 2
Coding region: 1-438 (145 amino acids)
Source: RefSeq, a predicted model, not a curated record